Heterostelium album PN500 is the source of this 3345-nucleotide messenger RNA. RefSeq lists its product as uncharacterized. The transcript is spliced from 5 exons. Lineage: Eukaryota; Evosea; Eumycetozoa; Acytosteliales; Acytosteliaceae. The coding region runs from base 1 to 3345 and encodes 1114 amino acids. The record is from RefSeq and is a predicted model, not a curated record.
AUGGAACAAGAUCAUGUAUUUAAUUUUACAGGAAUUACAAUCUCUGUUGGGCGUAGUGAUGAAACGGAUAAUGUAGUGAGACCCCAAGGUUCAUUUAAUAGGUUUUUCAUUGAUAUAGUUAAUAGUGACAAUAUCACCAAUAAUAAAGAUAGAGCACAUAUAAAAGAAUAUAAAUCAUUAAAGGAUACAGAUUCAAAAAAAAAUAGAAUAAUGACAUUGAUAAAUAUUAUUUUAUCGUUGUUUACUAUUUUUAAAGUUAGUAAUGAAGAGUUUUUUGCAGAAGUAAAUAGCAACACAAAAUAUCAAGACCUUUUGUAUGGUAAAGACAAUCGUGUUCAGAUAAAAGUAAUAGUUGAAGAGGAACAUAUCAUUAGAACAACAAUCUCAUCGAAAUGCCUUGGAAUUUCAUAUGGACAGUCUCUACUCAGCAACAAUAUUCUCAAACCUACUUCAGAUAAAUUGGUAUCAACAAACAGUAUUAGGAAUGCGUCAGCUUUUUCAGAAUGUACGUUAAUGCAAUCAAUUGUGAAUGUAGGUUACACUUCAGUGGGUUCUUUGGAAGUUGACAAUCCAAUUUUCUUUCCUAUCUCUCCCUGGCAAAGAUCUUCGAGCAAUGCUGGUGAUUUUACCAAUGGAGACAUAUCAAAACAUGUUGAGACAAUUGCACACUCAGUAUCUAAUGAUCGUAUUGGCGAAAGAUUUUAUCAACUCCUACUGGAUUUUAGAAAACAAUUUUUACCCAGAAAUUCAGUUUUUUCGAGCAUUUGUCUAAAUGUGGAACAUGUCAUCAAAUAUAUGUUUCAAUUGUCUUUCACAAUUUUUUUUAUGGAUUCAAAAAAACAUGGUGUUUUUGACAAUUCUAAUGAUACUGAGAAUAUCAAUCAGCUAAAGAAUAGUAAAAAGAUUUUUGAAUCUGAAUACUUCAAAAGCUUUUUGCAAAAGGUUAAAAAUAUGGGCAUCUUCAAGAUAUCAUCUGAUGGAACACCCAAAGUUAAUGAAGGGUUGUUUGGAAUUGGCAUAGUCCCAUUGUUUCUUGCAAAUUUACCCUCACAGUCAUGCUCUUCGAUUCUUAUGUUAGGGAUUGGUUUUGGAAAAGAAUCAAAUACUGCCAAAUUUCUUUCUUCUGUAAUAGAACAAAUUAAUUCUAUUAAAGAAGUUACAUUCAAUUUUGCAAAUGAUGUUGUUACAAUUCCCAUCAAAUUUUUUUCCUCAAUCGAUCUAAAAAUGGCUCAAAAUCUCGCAAGAGACAAAUCAGAUUAUAACGGUGAAUCACCUUGCCCAUGUUGUAAGAAAUCAGCCGAUUAUUUCAAAGCCGCGCUUUUGGAAACACAGAUUAAUGAUGCUAAAUGUGUAAAUUGUAGAGAUGAGGAAAAUAAUCUUUUUCCAGGUAUAAAAUGCGAACACACUGGUGAAGCCAAUUGUGCGAACAAUAGUAGAAAUCUCGUGGACAUAUUACUUAUUAAAGCAAUUUUUAUUAUUUGUAGUCUUCAUUGUAAACAAAGAAUAACAGAAAAGUUGUUGAAAUCAACUUUUUCUAUUCAUACACAUCUCACUGCCUACAUUUUGGAAGCAUUUCAAUCAAUUCCAGAGCUUAAAAGUAUAAAUCCCAAAGCAAAUUUGUUUUCUCAAAGUCAAUAUAUAUAUGUUGAUGAGGUUGGAAUGCUCACCGGUGGUGAAUGUGAUGCAAUCUUCAAAUAUUUACCGGGAAUUCUUUCAGAGUUUGACAAAACCGAAGAAGCUAAGAUUGUGAAACAAUUUCAUAAGAAUAAGCUUGGCGAUCUACCAAUUGGCGAAAGUCUAUCAUUGGUAUUCAAGGAAGCAUCGAAAGUCUUUAAUAAACUGGAUUCAACAAGUCAAGAGAUUAAAGAGAUGACAGACAAUGAAAUAGUUUCAAUUCAAACGUUGUGCAAUCAAUUUUUAACACUGUUUGUCGAUCUCUUUGGAGUUAGAGAGAUGACUUAUUACACUCACAUACUAUUACAUAUUGCGCGGUAUUUGCGCAUAUGCAAGAAACAUGGACUAAGUUUAACAAUGAUCAACAAUGAAGGUUUCGAGUCAAAUUGGAAAAGAUUUUUGGGUUUCUAUGGAAACAACAACAAAGGCAAUGAUUCAUUGAUUCAAUUAAUGAAUACCCACUAUUAUGUUCCUAUUCUCACUAUUAGACUCUUUGUAAUGAGUUUAAACUUUGGGUUUAACGAUGCAAGAUCUUUGCGAGGUGAGCACAUUCGACACACCAUUAGUUUGCAUGAUGGAUUUUAUACAAAUGUAUAUUCUCAAAUUCUUGAUAUAAUAAAGGUGAAGGCAGAGAAAGAUAAAAAAAUUUUAUCUGAUGCUCAGCUUGUUGAUGAUGAAUAUACAGGUCUAUUCGGAAUACAAAAUGAACAAAGUAUAUCAAUAGAGAAACUUAACAAAAUACUACAAACAUAUUUAGAGAAAAUUUUUGUUGGAACACUUCAACCAAUCUUCGAGAUUAGUUCUUUUGAAUUAUCUGACAUUCCAAAGCCUAUUGCCAUUGGUGACAAAAUACAACUUAUUAUUUUGUCCCAAAGUGCAGCCAAGAUUAAUCAACAGCUUAAACUCCUCAUUGUCCCAUCGGAGUUCUGUUCAAUGAAAACACCAAUGUUUUUCUAUAUUUGCCAGCCCAAUGGUAAUGUGAAAUCAUAUUUAAAGAGAACUUUAAGUACAGAUUUACUUGAAAAUCAUCCACCUGAUUUUUUUAAAUUUUUCAGCACGAUCGAAUUCAAAGAUGUACAAAUCUAUUUCAACUCUCCAAUAUUUAUCUCCUUUUUAUUAAGUUAUAUUCUACAGAAAUCAACUAUAGUAAUCAACGACAACAACAACAUUAAUAAUAUUAAUAACAAUAAUAAUAGUAAUAAUAGUAUACAUCAACUUAUUUUAGAUAAUAUAAUAAAAAUAAUUACAGUAAUAUAUAAGAAAAACCACAGAUCUGAGAAGAAUAAUAAGAAUAUUAAAACGGUACCAAAAAGAUUAAUACGAAUAGCAGAAAAAAUCAAAUAUCAUGUGGAAACUCGCAAUCCCGAUUUUAAACCAAUUUGUGAUGAAAUCAGAGACAUGGUUACAACUGGUUCAGAGUUGUACGAUGAACGUAAGAUGAAGCAAGCAAUUCCAACAUACUCAGAAUCAACUGAAGAUAUAGAUCGUAAAUUAGAUCUUAUCAAAAAUAAAUCUGAAAGAUCAGUUGGAGUUUUAACAGAUAUCACAAUUGAAUUGUCGAAAAAGAGGAGUAAAAGCGAGGUGGACGAAGUUGAAUUAAUCAAAAUUCAACUCAAGACUCUUGAUAUCCUCGCUGCAAUGGAUCAUGAUUUCUACGAUGUAUUAAAAUAA